AUAAAACAAUAAAAGAUACGGAUAAUUAAGACUAUCAAAUUUAAAGAAAAAUUCCAUGUUUAUCGCAGUCGGGUAGUAUACAUUUACAUCAAAUAAUUAGAUGAUGAGUAGGUGCCGUUUGUGUUUGCCGUAAAAAUAGCGAUAUGUUCUUUGACGAGGUCACAUGAAUAUUUUUUCGGAAAAACAAACGUUUUUACCUGAAUCGGAGCACAAAAUUCCUACAAUUCUGAGGUUGGUCUCAGUCUCUCGACAAGUACUGAUCGAGCAGUACGAGACAGUUAAAACGGCGCGGAAAGUUCAAGUUACGAAGUAUUGUGUUUUCUUUAAUCAUGUCAGAAAACCGAAGGAAGAGAAGAACUUUCCUCUCGGUGCAACACAAGAACGAGAUUGUUGAAGAAUUGAAGAGAGGGAUGUCAGUGAAAUAUUUAGCUCGUCAGUAUGGAGUUUCGCGAGAUGUCAUACAUAGUAUUUGUCGCGAGAACGAACACUUGAUACGUCUUAGAAAGCGAAGAGGCCAUUCAUCAAAACAUAAAAAUCGAAGAAGAUCUUUGAACGAAGAAGUGGAAGAUUGUUUGUAUGCGUGGAUCCUGGAUCAACAAGCAAUAGGGGCAGAAUUAACUGAUCCAUUAAUACAAGAGAAAGCAAUCGAACUGUGUGGUGAACAGGAAGGAAGUUCGCUUACUGGAGACAAGAGAUGGUUAGCCGAAUUUAAGAGCCGAUAUAAAGUCGGCGCAGUGCGAGUUCGUAGAGCAGAAACAGCUUCAAGAGAGGAAAUUGAAGAAAGAAUCAGAGAUGUUUCCAACGAAAAUUACAAUGAGGAGGAAGUUGAUGAAUAUGACAUUUAUGAUGAAGAUCCUGUAGGAAGGUUUGACGAUGAUGAAGGUAUUCCAGAAAAUGAGCAAGAAGAAGAGAUAAGCGAAGAAAUAAACGAAGGAGAAGAAGACGAAAACGAAGCAGCAGAAACGGACAAAUCGGAAUUAAGUUUGAUAACAAGAAAGAAGACAGAUUUAAACUUGCUUAGAGAAAUUAUAAGGAAAUACGCGUAUAAUAAUCGAGCGGUGUUAGUAAUGGGAGAAGCAAUAAUAAACAUUUUAUACAAUGACAUGGCAUAGACGAAGGAAAGCCUUCCUUCAGUAAUCAUAACUUAAAAAGACUAUUUUCUGUCAAACAAAAGUAGAGGAAGAUGGAAAGUAAAUUUACUCAAACAUUAAUUUAAAGACUCAAUCUUCGUUUAUCUAGCUUCAAUCGACAAUCCUUAUUUGGAUAUUACUAUAUGUUUCAUUAUGAUUCGGAUCAAAAUCGGUUAACUUGGGUGAUCGUUACUCAAAAUCGAAAUAUCGUAAAAUGUUUUCCAAAUGUUUUCCAUCUUGUUCUAAACAGUAGUAUGAUCUAUUUUCAAAUUCAACUGUUUUUAAAAUAAAGCAAUGUCGUAAAA
This is a messenger RNA of Bombus impatiens (common eastern bumble bee), 1435 nucleotides long. RefSeq lists its product as uncharacterized. The record is from RefSeq and is a predicted model, not a curated record. Lineage: Eukaryota; Metazoa; Arthropoda; Insecta; Hymenoptera; Apidae. The coding region runs from base 330 to 1112 and encodes 260 amino acids. The transcript has a single exon. Gene Ontology annotation, molecular function: DNA binding.